Molecule: messenger RNA, 2595 nt
Organism: Symbiodinium sp. CCMP2592
Lineage: Eukaryota; Dinophyceae; Suessiales; Symbiodiniaceae
Source: the annotation of a GenBank genome assembly
AUGUCUGUCAGACCACCAUUGAUGAGACAGGGAAGCACCGUGGGACCGGUGGGAAGAGCGAGGGGACGUACGAUCAGCAGCCAAGCGGCGACGGCCGAGUUUGCAGCCACGCUUAAGAAGCUCCAAGACAUCUACGAGACGCAGGUGCACCAGCUUCUCUUCGAGGCACAAUCACUUCGGCGAGCUCUGGGUAAGCAAGAGGGCACUUCUACAAGCCAUGCGGAAGAUGGGCCGGAUGACGGACAGGAAGAGGACGACGUGUCGGUGCUUGAUGUGGCCGAUGUCGAGCAGUUCUCACUAUGGCCCGAGUGGAUGGCCGGCCAAGACACCAUCAAUGGUAUCAGCAGCGACAUUUUUGCAGACAGGGAGUAUGCCUUGGCAGAGCGCAAGCUAAAGCUGAAACCGGAUUUGAAUGCCUCAUACUCGUCCUCAGCGCUGCACCAGCAACCGCACUGUACAUGUACUUGCAAGCUGACCGACUUGGUUAUCAGCCCGAUCUCACCCCAGCGGAUGUUCUGGGACAUUUUGGGUGUGGUCUUCCUCGUCUAUGACAUGAUAUGGAUUCCGGUGCAAGUCUUCUCACCGAACCGCCACGUGGUGACGGAUGCCCUCGACCUGACCGUCGCGGUGUACUGGACUUUGGACAUCAUCGGCACCUUCUUUACAGGUUUCUACUCUCGCAAAGGCGAGCUGAUCCGUACUCACAAAGAAAUCGCUUUGCAUUACCUGAAACGAUGGUUCUUCCUCGAUGUGAUGAUUGUCAGUGUGGACUGGAUAUUUAUGUCCGCAUCGCUAGGAGAAGAGGACGAUAGCGUUACGGACAGUGCCGAGGGAUCCGGUCUCGCUCGGUUAGGGAAGGUGAUCCGAGUUGCAAGAAUUCUGCGAACCUUGCGUCUUCUGCGGCUCAUGAAGUUGAGGCACAUCUUCUUUGCCAUUCAAGAACGUAUCGAUUCUGAGGCAGUGUUCAUAUUGGUGGGAACCGUAAAGAAUCUGCUGGUCUUGCUAUUCGUGAACCAUGUCUUCGCUUGCCUUUGGUAUUUAAUUGGAGUCUUGGGAGAAGGAGGUCCUCGCGAAGAGCAUUGGGUGUUUUACUACGACACCGGGGAGACAGUCAUCGAGAAGUACAUGCUGAGUCUUCACUGGAGCCUCACGCAAUUUACGCCGGCAGGCAUUGAGAUUCACCCAUGCAACGUUUACGAGCGGGUUUUCAACGUCGGCCUGAUUCUCAUUGCCAUGGUGGGAUUCUCCUCCUUUGUCAGUGCGAUCACUGCUUCAAUGACAAGACUGCGAAGUCUGCAGGGUAACGAGCUCUCCGAAGCGUUUCUGUUGAGAAGGUUCUUAAAGGAGAACCACAUCUCGGCGGACCUGCAGUCACGAGUCGUGCGCUACAUCGACAUGGCCAUCGAGGUAAACAGGAAAAAGAUCGACAAAAGCCGCGUUGCUUCGUUGAACAUGCUGAGUGGUCCGUUGAGGGUCGAGCUGCAGAAGGAGCUGUACCUCCCCUCUUUGGUGAUUCACAAAUUUUUCGUUAAGUAUGCCCAUAACGAUGCCGCAAUCAACCAGAUCUGCUUCAAGGCUGUUGAGAAGAUGAACCUCUCGCGCUCCGACGUCCUGUUUCAGCUUCAUGGCGAGUCUCACUCGAUGUUCUUCUUGACGAGUGGCAGCACGUACUAUCAGCGGCCUAAGAACUCACCCGCAUGGGAGGCUCACCAGAGGAGGUCACGCAAACUGGCAGCAAACCCACUCUUCAAUCGCGUGCUGACCCUUUCAAAGGACAGCUACUUCUGCGAGCACUCCCUGUGGCUGCCAUGGACGCACAGAGGUACAAUGGGUGCUUUGACGGAUAGCGAGCUCCUGGCUUUAGAUAGUGCCAAAUUCAGGCAGAUCACCACAGAGUACAAGGAUAUCUUCCAAAGCUCCAAAGCCUAUGCGCUGCAAUUCGUCCAUGACCUGGAGGAGUUCAGCGACACCCACGGAUGUGCCUGGGACUUGCCGAAGGAGGUAACUCACCCAAAGAGCUACCACAUGGAUGCUCCGAUACUCAAGUCAACCUUGGAGCAGAAGCAACUUGAGGAGUUGAAGAUGAGCGAGCUAUUAGCUGCUUGCAUUGAAGACGACCUUGACCAGGAGGCGGCUUCCAAGUCUAUGAGACAUACACCCUCCAAUGCAUCAGCUUCUGACCAGGUGAGCUCCAUGGCAGAAGGCAGCUUUGCACUGGGACAUCCAGGAGUGCCAAGUCGAAGGCCACGGCAGCCGUCCACACUUUCGAACGAGUUUGCCGAUACGUUCUGUCAGACGUGCCGCAUCGUUCGGCCACCUCGCGCCUCGCACUGCCGCGACUGUGACAACUGCGUCCUCAGGUUUGAUCACCACUGCCCGUUCGUCAACAACUGCAUUGGCCAAAGGAAUUACGUGUUCUUUACCAGCUUCCUUGUGUCCAUUGCUUUCUUGGGAGUGGCCGAGCUCUCUGGCAUUGGCUUGUGGUACUCGCACUCUGCCGGAGGCAUCUCGGACGAGAUGCUGACACUCCUCUUGCUUGCCCUCACCCCGGCACGCUUCUCAGCUCAGCAGGGUUGGCGAAGUUUGACGGAAUGA